Molecule: messenger RNA, 1539 nt
Organism: Trypanosoma conorhini
Lineage: Eukaryota; Euglenozoa; Kinetoplastea; Trypanosomatida; Trypanosomatidae
Exons: 1
Coding region: 1-1539 (512 amino acids)
Molecular function (GO): protein binding
Source: RefSeq, a predicted model, not a curated record
AUGCCCCACUUCUUUGGUCACUCCUCCGUGUCCUUCCUGGAACGUUUUCAGUUGCUGCAGCGCUGCGGGCAUGGCGAGGGCGCGCGGCGUGGCCGGCUUCCGACGGACGCGCUCUCCCUCAUGGAUGUGCUGCUGCACAUCAACAGCAUCUUCACCAUCUUUUCUCGCCUGAAACAUGCCCUUGACACCGCACAGACGAGCGGUGCUUCGCAGGGGCUGGGGGCGGGCGACGACUUGGGACACGCUGCGCGUCACCUGCAGGAAGACAUGUCGGACUUCGACCGCGGGCUCGCGGAGGAGGUCCUGGGGCCGCUGCUGCUUUCGUGUCUUAGUUUUUACGUGCAUCAGAGCAUUGGCAUGGUGACCAUACGUAGAGCCUUGUGCGCGCUUCUCGAGACCACUCCGUACCUGCGCGAGGUGGGCGAGGAGGCGGCGGUGGAGCCAACGCUGAGCUCGAAUAUCGCCCUGUUGCUGCUGAACCUCUCGCGGGCGCUGCUUCGCUGCCAGGCCGGGAAGGAGCUGCUCCCAAGGACGCUCAGGCCGGCGGAAGGGGAGGAGCGGCGGGCGCCGACGGUGCUGCCGCUCCUGCCGUGGCUACUAUCAAGCGCCGAGCACGCAACGCAGAAGCCGACGUGGUACUGGUGGGAGUCCCAGAACCCGCGCACCUUGUGCGGCCUCAUCGGCGGUGCGGUUGUGUACCGCAGCCCGAGCUGUGAGGCUGCCGCGGAGGAGGAUGCCUUCUCGGUGUCGUACGCCGCGCGGGCGGUGGCGGGGAAACGCGGCCGCGAGGCACACGACGGCACUACCGCGGCGGCUUUGGGGAAGCAUGAGGAGACCACCUCAGCGUUGCCGAGCCAGGUGCGUGGCGCCGAGCUCUUCGCCGGUAUUCUUUCCCUUCCGUACGUCGUUCAGGGGAUGAUUUUGGAGUACCUUUCACCGCGUGCCCUGUCCGCCGCGGUUUGCGUCUGCAAGGCGUGGUGGAUGCUCAUCGAGCGCUGGUCCCCCGUGCUGCGGUUUUAUCUGCUUUCCAGCCGAGCCGUGACGCGGGUGUUUCUUCAGUUCUUUGAGGACGACUGGGGAAAGGCGUGGGUGCGGGUGGAUGCGCUGACCACCUUUCGGCGGCUUGCCCUGCAGCAAAUGCGGCUGCGCUUAGUGCAGAACCGUCUGCAGCAGCGACGCGCGUCCGCGGCGUCGCUUGGCAACUUUGUCGUGCGCCUUUACGGCGAUCGUGGAACGGCGAGGCUGCAGUGGAGAAUGUUGGAGGGGCUGUGGAACGCCAUUGAGGUGGAGAUGAAGCUGCUUCCGUUUCUGGCCCUCCGCGAAGCGCGGCUCCCUUCGCUGCUCCGCGACGGGGCGGCCUUCUUGUGCUGCAGCACCCUCUCGCGUGGGGCUGCCCGGGUGCAGGUGGCGCAGGUGAUGGCGUCGCUGCGUGGCCCUGACCGCCCCUGCCUCUCACUCCUCGAGGAACUGUUGGGACGCUGGUCGCUGCUGCUUGGCGUGGCGCAUGCGCCGUCGGGGGCGGCGCCCGAACGACUCUGA